AUGUCUCCUUAUUUUACUAUUCGAUUGUGGGAUCUCAGGUGUUUUUGCUUGUUUAUGUGGGAUGACAUUUUAUUGAUUGGCAGUGAUUCCAAGUUGGUUUCUGAACUGAUGCAGCGUCUUGCUUCGAUGUUUAAGUUGCGUGAUCUGGGAUCUCCUAGUUUUUUCCUUGGGAUUGAAACUAUUCCUUUUGAAAAUGGUAUGAUUUUAUCUCAGCGUAGGUACAUGUCUGACAUUUUGAAUAGUGCAAGGAUGAUUGGUUGUAAGCCACUUGCUUCGCCUAUCUUAGUGGCCCGGUCGGUCUCGUUGUCUGAAGAGUUGUAUGACAAUCCUACACAUUAUAUGAGUUUAAUUAGCAGGUGCGUUGUAGUAUCUCACAGUUACACGCUCAGAUCUGUCCUUUGUAGUGAAUCAGCUUUGUCAGCGUAUGCAUUCUUCGACUGUAGCACACUGGACUAUGCUAAAGCGUGUGUUGAGGUAUGUCAAGGACUCAAGGGUACUUUGAAUUUUGGUUUACGGUUGUGUGCCUCGAAUUCUUUUGAUUUGCAUGCCUACUCAGAUUCGGACUGGGCUGGUAGUACUGUUGACCGUAAAUCGACUAGUGGGUUUGCUGUUUUUCUUGGGCGUAAUUUGGUGCCAUGGGUUAGCCGUAAACAACGCACUUUUGCGCAGUCUUCUACUAAGGCUGAGUACAAGGGGUUGGCUGAUGUGGCUGCUGAAGUCACUUUGGAUUGUUUCCUUAUUGCAGAGCUCGGUCUUCAUUCGUCCAAUCCUCCCAGACUAUGA
Molecule: messenger RNA, 783 nt
Organism: Ipomoea nil (Japanese morning glory)
Lineage: Eukaryota; Viridiplantae; Streptophyta; Magnoliopsida; Solanales; Convolvulaceae
Exons: 1
Coding region: 1-783 (260 amino acids)
Source: RefSeq, a predicted model, not a curated record